GCAUUGUGGGAGUAACGCUCGGCGCGUCCGCCAUUUUGUCGGUGUGUGCGGCGCGGUGAGAGAGGCUCCCGGACACGUCGCAGCCAUGUUAUCCGCCGCGCAGCUUCUGGAUGAGCUUAUGGGCCGGGACCGGAACCUGGCACCGGAUGAGAAGCGCUGUAACGUCCGCUGGGAUGACGACAGUGUGUGCAAGCAUUUUCUGUGCGAGUUCUGUCCGGCCGAGCUCUUCACAAACACCAGAUCCGAUUUGGGUCCUUGUGAAAAGAUCCACGACGAGAACCUUCGUAAACAGUAUGAGAAGAGCUCGCGUCACAUGAAGGUCGGCUAUGAACGGGAAUUCCUGCGCUAUUUACAAAGCUUACUGGCCGAGGUGGAGCGCAGAAUCCGCAGGGGCCAUGCACGGUUGGCUCUGUCUCAGAAUCAGCAAGCAUCCGGCUCUGUCGGGCCGGCGGGAAAGAAUGAGGAGAAAGUCCAAGUGCUGACUGAUAAGAUUGAAGGCUUGCUGCAACAGAUUGAGGAGCUUGGCUCAGAAGGAAAAGUAGAAGAAGCUCAGGGCAUGAUGAAACUUGUCGAACAGCUGAAGGAAGAACGGGAACUUCUCAAGUCUACGACGUCGACAAUCGAAAGCUUUGCAGCCCAGGAGAAGCAGAUGGAGGUGUGUGAGGUCUGCGGUGCCUUUCUAAUUGUCGGAGACGCUCAGUCCAGAGUGGAUGACCAUCUUAUGGGCAAGCAGCACAUGGGCUAUGCCAAAAUAAAGAACACGGUGGAGGAGUUAAAGGAAAAACUUAGGAAGAAGACAGAUGAGCCUGAACGGGAAGAUAGGUUAAAAAAGGAGAAAGACGAAAAAGAGAAGGAAAAAGAGAAGGAACGUGAACGAGAAGAAAAGGAAAAGAAGCGGCGUAGAGAAGAAGAGGAGCGAGAAAAGGACAGAAACCGUGAGAAGGACAAGCGCAAAAGAAGCCGCUCCCGUAGCCGCAACUCCAGCAGAGCGUCUGAAAGGAGAAGUAGCCGGACACGUGACCACAAGAGGUCGCGGAGCAGGGAUAGGAGGAGAAGCAGCAGCAGAGAACGUCAGCGCAGCCGAAGUCACAACAGAACAGAGCGGAAGCAGCGAUCUCGCAGCAGAGACAAGCGCCGAUCAAAAAGCAGAGAACGUAAAUCUUACAAACACAGGAGCAGAAGCCGGGACAGAGAGAGGCGAUCAAAAGAAAAAGAUAAAAGAAGCUCCGACGACAAAAAAAGCAGCAAGUCCAGCAGUCGAGACAGACAGAGCGAAUCUCGCAAAUCUGACUCUAAGGAGUUGUCCACCCAGACCUCAGUGAAUGGGGCCAACGAGGGCGUAAAAUCUGAAGGUGACACUCAGUCCAAUUAAAACUGAUCUGAUUUGACCUCUGAUCAGUCAGAGAUAGGACGUCGUGCUGAAGACGAAGAGCCGACCCUUCUCUCUCUCUCUCUCUCCACCCGUCCCCUCCCAAGAUGUCUUAAUUGAAGAUCUACUUUAUAUGAGGUGACCGAAACCUGUAUAGAGAAUUAAAAAAAUUAAAUAAAAAAAAAAUGGAAAAAAAAAAACACACACAAAAAUUUAGCAGGUUCUUAAGUUAAGAACUGAAGUAAUUCUCUAGAGUUUAAUUCCUGACGUUGUUUUGAGAGGUUUUGUCCUGGAGAUGGUCAGGACGCACUGUAAAGUUAUUAAAUAUAAAAAUGCAGGCACUUAUUAAAACCCGCCUUGCAUAUUGCUUUAAAAAAAAAAAAUAGCAAUUUUCGGACUUUGAAAAACAGUUUGUGAACUUUUUUUAAACUUUUUUUUUUUUUUUUUUUUUACAAGUAGUAAUAGAAUAUCAAAUAAAAGCAUCUUCUAAAUCCUGAUGUAAAUGUGCUUUGUUGUUACUUGGCUUGGUAUUACAUGCUUUUUCAAAUAAACUUGUUACUGUCUAUU
Molecule: messenger RNA, 1936 nt
Organism: Bufo gargarizans (Asiatic toad)
Lineage: Eukaryota; Metazoa; Chordata; Amphibia; Anura; Bufonidae
Gene: LUC7L3
Product: LUC7 like 3 pre-mRNA splicing factor
Exons: 11
Coding region: 86-1372 (428 amino acids)
Biological process (GO): mRNA splice site recognition
Cellular component (GO): U1 snRNP; U2-type prespliceosome
Molecular function (GO): mRNA binding
Source: RefSeq, a predicted model, not a curated record